This is a messenger RNA of Python bivittatus (Burmese python), 1958 nucleotides long. Its product is annotated as CD209 antigen-like protein C. The record is from RefSeq and is a predicted model, not a curated record. NCBI's taxonomy places the organism in Eukaryota, Metazoa, Chordata, Lepidosauria, Squamata, Pythonidae.
GGCCCCUCGGCCCCGCGGGCGACGUGCUGCUGAAGGCCGACCGGGUGGAGGCCGUCCUGGGGAGGCUGCUGCCUCACGGGCAGCUGCUCUUCCUGAACGACCAGUUUGCGGCGGGGCUGGAGAGGGAGUGGAGCGCCCAUCUGGGCAAGUGAGAGGCAGGCUGCCCGCCCGGCCGUCUUCCGUCUUCCCCACGUCCGGGAUGCCCAGCCAGUUCUCGGUGCUUCGUUCUGUUAUUUGGUAUGGUCGAGAAACGGAUGGCUCGUGGGAGAGAAGAAAUUGGCAGCGCGCAAAGGGUGCCUUACCCGACCGCUUUUCUAAGAAGCCCCCGCUUUGCUUGUAAAAUACUAGGAAGCCUUUGGGUUGGGCUGUUUGUGUACGACCAGCAUCUUCGUCAACUGUCCUGUUGGUAUUUCCAAGAACUUUGUAAAAUACACAUUUGGGGCAAGAGUGGCUUUGUGUCCUGAUUUCCAGGGAACGGUCCAUCAGGGUCUCUUUCUUUGGAGGAGCAAAAAGUGUUUCUCCAAAGGCCAUCUAAUGCUGCAUAGAAACUGCGUCAUCCAAGGGCCAUUGAAAAUCUUUUCCAUUCUCUUGCUCAGGAAUAGGAUAUCCCGUCCGGGUUGACAUGAUCAUCUGACUCAAGACCAUUGCUGCUGGAACUAAAUAAUUUCUUAGAGAAGGAUUAGCCACUUCUGAGGUCCGGAGAAUAAACAAACUCCAGGCAGAUGUUAAUGUCCUGUGAAGGAAUGGACCAAAGACAAAUAGUAGGAGAGAAUUGACAACUUUAUCUUCUUCUCUUUUGAACAUACACAAGAGAACACCAGAAAAGCCUCUCUGCUCCAUCUUAUAAAAUGCCAGGAAGAGUUCUCUGUUAGCGUUUCUGCCCUGUGACCCAUCUUGGCUGUGCUGGAUUAUGCUCCUCCUAACCUCGGGGGGCUCCAGCUGUUGAUCAAACCACUUUGUAGCUCUCAGCUCCUCAGGAGAAUGAGGAGGAGCCAUUGCGGGGCUCAGUGAAGGAUGCUUGGGAACAAGGGCCCUGGCCUUGUUAAAGCCGUCAAACUGACCCCCACGCUUUAAGAGACAUAGCUGGCUCCAGCAGCAGUGGGUGCUUAAUGCACGUGCCCCACCUCCGCCGGACUGCAGAGUGCAGAACAGGUUCGGUUUGGUCCUUGUCAUCGGAGGUGUCUCUAACCGGGGUCACUGACCAUCACUGUAGGUUCCGCCACAGGUGUUGGGCUAAGGAUGUCCAGUUGCUUUUGGCAUCAGUCCACCCUCUUGAAGAACCCAUGGUCAGCCUGAGGAGGAGCAUGGCCAAUGCCUUAAGAAAACCAUCGAUCGGUAGUGGAACCUAUUCAAUGACAUCAGGUGAGGUGAUCCAACUGCCGAACUACAUAGAAACAUCUGAAAAGUCUUACAAACAGAAGAAAACGAAGUACCAAUCCAUCUUCAAGAAAGGCACUGUGAAGUCCUCUACUGGCUGGACGCUUUUUAGGAAGAGUCUCUACUACAUAUCAACACGAAGAAAGACCUGGUACGAUGCUCAGAACUUCUGCUUCUCCAGAGACGCCCACAUGGUCUCCAUCCUAACUGGCGAAGAGCAGAAGUACGUCUCUUCGCAGCUCAACGAGUCUGCCUGGAUUGGCCUGACCGAUGAAAAAGAGGAAGGCCGCUGGGAGUGGUCAGAUGGUUCCAGAUUAGCAAUACAGUACUGGGAUGCUGGCAGCCCCACCCUGAUAAAGCAGAAUGAAGAAAUGGAGCGAGAUUGCGCGUUCAUAAACCCUUUGUCUGGUGCACAUAACUGGAAUGAUGACAACUGCCAUGAUCUUAAACAGUGGGUUUGUAAGGAGAUCCUAGUUGCUGAAGAAUCAUAAUAUUUAAGCAAACCCUACUACCUGGAGCAACCCUAGAUGUGAAAACAGUUUUGUUUUUCUCCACCUAAAACAGUAAAAUAAUGAAGGAUA